UCUCUCUCUCCCCCCACUCUAGCAUGGUGGCAUGGCAUGCCAUGGCCCUCCUGUUCUGGCACCUCCAAGGUCCCGAAAUUGCUGCUCUGUCCUGCACUCCUCCCCACUCAUCCUUCCACUGAUCAUGUCGCCAACUGAUCGACGGUGAGACUCCUGUGUCAAGGUGUUGGUCGUAUUUUACAUGGACAGCGAUUCUAGACAAAUCUUGCACUUGCUUGCCGAGCUCCCACUACUAAUCACACUUCGACCAGCCAACUUAGUUCUUUCCUUCAGGUCACGGUGCUCUGCUAGACGUCGUCGACACAAAGAUACAUUCCUUCGCUAGUUAGUACGAUUCAUUUUCCGCGUCGUAUUGCUCUGCCUUGUCAAUUUCGGCCGUCCUGCAGCAUCGAUACUCGGUGUUUCGUUAAAAGUAGACAUGUCAACUCCAGAAGACUAUCAAUACCAAGACCACUCCCAUCCAAGCCAGUAUCAACAAUAUCACGCUCAGCCGAUCCAGCAGCAGCAGCAGCAGCAGCAGCAGCCAUAUACAGAUCAAUCGACACAGCAAGUUGCUUAUCAAGCACCGUCAGAUCAGCCGCACGAACAGAAUUACCAGCACCAGCAACCCCCGGCGACGGAUCGCGCAGGAGCUCAGGGUGCUGAUCAUCAGCAACAGUACAAUCAACAGCAGCCGUAUCAACAACAGCAAUAUCAGCAGCAGCAGCCAUAUCAGCAACAGCAGUAUCAACAGUCAGCUCCUGGCUAUUCGCAACAAGAACCUCCGCAACAGCAACAGUACCAGCAACCAGAGAGCCAAACCCAUCCUUACCAGCAGCAACAGCAGCAACAACCACAUCAACAAGAGCAGACAGUGCACGGAACUCAGUACGAUCUUCAACAGCAGCAGCAGCAGACAGCGCCUCCGCAGCAGCAGCAGCAGCAGCAAGGAGAGCCGCAGCAGCAGCAGGAGGAUGGGGGAGCACCCGUUCAACUGACUCCGGAUCAAAUGGCAGAGCUACUAGAGGAAAUGGCUCGUUUGGACACCAUGAAAGUCAUUCUAGAGCCAGGAAUCCUUCUGUCCGACCAAGGAACGAUCCUUAAUUUAGUUGCGAUUCGCUCCAAAGCCACCUCGACCACCUACACCCUUCCGGACAUGCUCGCGGAUCUGAACUCCAUAUGCGAGCCCUUUCUCAGCCGCGGGCCCGAGUACGCGGAGUACGGGAAGAAGUUUCUGGAAAGCGCCAACAACGCGAUCGUGGAAGCCGUCCAACGGGCCCAGAUGCUGGCCGCUGGAUACACUCUAGAGCAGGUGCAACAAGUGCAGUUGCAGCAGCAACAACAGCAGCAGCAGCCACAGUAUCAACAGCAGCAGCAGCAGCAGGAUCCGAGCAACGCCUACCGGCAACAACAGCAGCAGGGCACCCAAGCGGCGCCCUCACAGGCUAACAUGUACCAUCCACAGCAGCAGCAGCAACAGCAGCGGCAGCAGCAGCAAAGCGCUCAACGGCCAGUAGCUGCAGGUGGGAACAGUCACGGCGAAAACGGGUGGCUGGAGCUUGUAGGGGAGGAAGGCGUGGGGGAGAGUGGCGACGCUGCACCGCCUGCAGUGAAUGUUGCGACAAGCAAUGGCGGAAUCUCCGCCUCCAGUGCGCGGAUGGGGCAGAGCAAUCUCACAGGCGCCAGUAGCGGAUCCCGCGGAGGCAUGGGCGGAGGGGGAGCUGGGGGCGGAGUGUCGUCUGGCAAAGGCUCGAAGGGAGGUAGCGCUGGCGAGCGGAGGGUAGACGCGCCGAGGGUGCGGGUGGUCGGGAAGCGGUGUGAGGUGUGCGCGGUAAUAAAAAAGGCCGGGUGCGGCACAGACGCGGCUCAUUUCCGGUGCCUGAAGCGCAAGAAGCCGGAAAGCGUCCCUGCGAUAGAGCAGAACCUGGUGCGGCUGGGAGACGUGGGGGACGAGGAGAGAGUGACGGUGUGGAACCCUGCGGAAGGGCGGAAGCUGAGCGGCCAGGCGGCGCCCAUGAUGAAGAAUCUGGCUGGCUGGCUGGCGAACCACCCUGGCUGGGAAGCGCAUCCCAAAGGGUCUGCAGUCCCUAGUAACAAGAAGCUGAAGGAUGCGUCAUCUGAUCGAACUGGAGGCUCUCACGACUCUCUAGGGAAAAUGGGGCAACAUGGGCAACCAUUAAAUUCACAAAAGCCUCAGUUCCAUAAACUGCAGCAGCAGCAGCAGCAGCAACAUCAGCAUCCACCUCAGCAACAUCCGCAACGGCAAUACCAGCAGCAGCAGCAGCAGCAACAACAACAACAACAACAACAACAGCCGCAACAGUAUCAGAUGAAGCAGCAGCAGCCACCACUGCCACCACAGCAGCGACAGCAUCAAUAUCAACAGCAACACCAAUUUCAGGAACAGCAGCAGCAGCAGCAGCAACAACACCAAUAUCAGCAACAGCAGCAACACCAAUAUCAGCAGCAGCAGCAACACCAAUAUCAGCAGCAGCAGCAACCAUACCAAUAUCACCAGCAGCCACAGCAGCAGGCGCAACAGCAGUAUCAGCCGGUGCAGCAGGAGCAACAGCAGGCACAUCAUCCGCACCAAUACCAGCAGCAGCAGCAGCAGCAGCAGCAGCAACAAGGCUUGCAUCCCCAGCAUCCAGUCAGUCACCAUCAGCCACAGCAGAUCUCAAAUUUUUAGGCCCGCCUGAGGCCUGGAUGGCUUCUCAUUAGAUUCCUGGGGCUUGCACCUUUAGCUGUAAUUUCCCUAUUCCAUCGCAUCCGCUUUAUGCGAGGGCCCAUACACAGGCCCAUCUUCCUAGAUGGUAUUAGUGGAUGGAGGUGCUUGCGCCAAGAGAAGUCACGAAGUUGAUCAACCAUUAGAACACCAUUGUAGUGAUGAACUUAUGCUCAGUGAUUCGACCACCCAACCUA
Molecule: messenger RNA, 2901 nt
Organism: Closterium sp. NIES-67
Lineage: Eukaryota; Viridiplantae; Streptophyta; Zygnematophyceae; Desmidiales; Closteriaceae
Source: the annotation of a GenBank genome assembly